This is a messenger RNA of Octopus sinensis (East Asian common octopus), 1793 nucleotides long. RefSeq names its product lipoyltransferase 1, mitochondrial-like. Lineage: Eukaryota; Metazoa; Mollusca; Cephalopoda; Octopoda; Octopodidae. Gene Ontology annotation, molecular function: lipoyltransferase activity. The transcript is spliced from 5 exons. The coding region runs from base 215 to 1423 and encodes 402 amino acids. Gene Ontology annotation, biological process: protein lipoylation. The record is from RefSeq and is a predicted model, not a curated record. Gene Ontology annotation, cellular component: mitochondrion; cytoplasm.
GACAAAAAUAAGGUUGAUGAGGGUCUGUUUCGAAGUCUCUCUCAGCAAAAAAGCAUUCCGUCUUAGUAGACCCGAAUGCCUUUUCUUGCUUUCUCAUAUAAAGAAUAGAAUCGUACAAGAACGGAAGAUAACCAAAUUAGCAAAGAAUUUCAAAUUCUGUGAGUCUGCGAUAUUCCAUAUCAUUUUUGGCAAUGUGUGACAUCCAGUUGCUACAAUGUCCUUCUGUUUACCAUACCUCAGACUUUACCGCCGCCAUCUCUCAGCAUACACAGAUCUGUGUCAAAGACAUUUUCACCUGGAACAGAUUCGCUCGCUCAAAGUGACACCUGCCCUUCCUCUGGUCAGAACAGCCACAACAAAAGCCGCUAAGCAUGAAGUAAUAGUUUCACAAUCAACGUGUAUCUUCGAAAACCUUUCUCUGGAAGAAUGGCUAUUUGAAAACACGGACUUUGAAAAUACAUCUUACCUGUUGAUUUGGCGAAACACCGAAACAGUUGUGAUCGGACGGCACCAGAAUGCUUGGAUUGAAGCCAAUGUGCCCCUGCUGGAGCAGAAAGGCGUCAGCAUUGCACGCAGGAACAGUGGCGGAGGAACUGUUUACCAUGAUCUUGGCAACAUCAACUUUUGUUUCCUGACAUCGCGUGAGCGAUACAACAGAAAAUGGAACCUGAAUCUUGUGACAGAGGCUGUGAAUGAUCAGUGGAUGCUGAAUCUCAGUGUGAAUGCCCGAGAUAACAUCAUGUGGAAUGACAUGUUUAAGGUGUCUGGAACUGCUGCAAGGUUGAAAUCCAAAUGUGCCUAUCAUCAUUUUACUCUACUUCUCGAUGUCAAUCUGAAUAACCUGCAGUCCUUUCUCCAGAGCCCUCUGCUCGGAGCAAGUAGUCGUGCCACAGCCAGCAUCCCUUCCUCUGUCAUCAACCUCCUUGAUGUGGAACCGCAGUUGACAUAUGACAAUGUUAUCCAGUGCGUUGCUCAGCGAUUUCUUAGUUUCAGUCAUAACUCACAGCCAACAUCCAUUGAAUUCCUCGACCUUAAGAAAGACCGGAGCCGUUUUCCUGGAUUAGAUAAAAUCUUAGAAGAUCGCUUGGACUGGACAUGGAUUUUUGGGAAGACUCCAGCUUUUACUUUGGAUCGUCAUUUCGUCACACACUGCUACCAAUCCAGAGAGACUUGCUUAAGGAUCCACUGUAAAAUUCAAGAUGGCUGCAUUAACACAUUAGAUAUCCAGUUCUCCCCCUUAGAUCAAACACUCGAUAGACUCACUACCUCAACAAAUAAUGUUUUACUGACAGAAAGGCUUAGCGGAAAACAUUUACGACCAGUUUUUGAAAGACUGCGUCAGGAUUUUUCUGAAGACAAGGAAGUGUCACCGCAUCUUUUAGAUUGGUUUUUAAAUAGCUUAUGGGUGACUCUUUUUGGUUGAAAUUCGCGUUUUUGUUGACAUAAUGAUGAGGCGAACUUCCUCGACAAGUUGGAUAAACAAAUUUGUUUGCACAGUUAAGUUGCCAUGUGGCGGUUUUCGUGUCACCAACUAUCACACUGUAUAUUAAACGAUGUGUGUGUAUGUGGAGACGUGGGUUGUUGACAGAAAGGCCAUAAAAUCAUAAAAAUCUGCCAAGUCUGUCUAAUGCACGGAAGUGUGAAAAAGUUUUAAGGCGGCGAACUGGCAGAAACGUUAGCACGCCGGGCGAAAUGUUUAGCGGUAUUUCGUCUGCCGCUACGUUCUGAGUUCAAAUUCCGCCGUGGUCGACUUUGCCUUUCAUCCUUUCGGGGUCGAUUAAAUAAGUACCAGU